Messenger RNA from Seminavis robusta, 1755 nucleotides. Lineage: Eukaryota; Bacillariophyta; Bacillariophyceae; Naviculales; Naviculaceae. The record is from the annotation of a GenBank genome assembly.
AUGUCUAUGCCAGCCUACGUUAUGCAGGAACUGCGCAAUACAGUUGCAGUGUACUGCAGGGAGUUGGUCAUGGGAAACAAGGACAUGAAAGAUUCAUCCCAAGAAGACAUGAUGUACGCAUGUUACCACGGUGAUACAACAAGAAUGUCUCACGUGGAAGGCUUGACGAAAGGCGAAGAGCCAUUCACAGAGAUGUUCUACAAGUUGGAAUUAGAGACCAAUAGAGAGGGCAAUGAGGAAAGAGCCCAAGCGAAGGUGAAUUACAUGCUGGAGCUGAAAGGAACUUUUCACUUGAUCUUAGACAAACGCAUAAUUGUUUAUGAGAAUGGUUUCACAGAAAAGUCUCUUUGCGAAGAUGGCAAAAGUGGCAAAGUACAAAAGGUGUCCGCCAGAAAUAUCUAUGAUAAGGCCCGCUUCAGCAUCGCCAACUACCGGAUUGCACUGGUCUUCUACAAAGAAUAUUCCGGAACACUAGAACCUGGAGUCAAUCCAUCUGGCCAGAGCUUUGAUGAUAUGAUUCUCUAUGUGCGCAGGAAGAUGUUCAUUGCCCUGGAAGGAAAGACACGUAAAAGAACAUUGACAAAGAAAGAGAAAGAAGCAGGGAAAGUGUUCGAUAAAACAGAAGAUGAUAUGCCCGAAAAGUAUCUUUUCCAGGGCUAUUUCGCAUUUUGUCUUUGGGGCCCAAUCCCUCUUUCUGGAAGGACGUUAUCCUGCUUUGCCGCUGACCACAAGAGUAAGGUUGAAAAGAAGUCACGAAAAGAUGCAAGGGAAGAACAGGCCAAGCAGAAGGCCUACGAGCGCUCAGUUGAUGAAGGAGCUGACGAAACCUUCAAGAGGGGUGUGCCAUUACAAGAGAAAAAGGUUGCUAUUCAGAUGGCUGCUGCCGCCCAUGCGAAUGAACAAAAAAACGCAAGGGAUUUGCUUGCAAUCGCCAACGCUGAUCAUGCCGCCACCUCCAAAGAGUUCUUCCAAGUGCUCGAAGCCAUGAAGGAUGCCGCCACACCAGAUGAGAGGACGAUGUACCAAGAGUGGAAGCAAGGGCUUUCUGCUGAACUCACCAACAUUCGAAAGAGAAAGAAGAAGCUUCAAGCUGAUUGCGACAGACUCAUGCAAAUGCCAAAGAUAAGCACUGCAAUGUCUGACGAGUACUAUGGUCGUGUUGUUGUUCCAGCGCCAGGCACACUGCCAAGUCCUCUCACUGUUGAUACUGCAGUUGCAACUGGAGUUGGCAGUGCCAGCGAAAAGAGAACUGCAGUCACUCUUGCCUCCCAAGGAAGUGUCCCAGCCAGUGCAACCGACACCGGUUCUCUACGCAAGCACCUUUUGCAAGACACAGUGACGGUGGAUUCACAACCGUACAGCUCGCAGCUGGCAUGUACAUCUGAAUUGCGAGGUCAUACACGGUUGGAGAAUAUGUCUGAUGCUGCCUUUCAAGAGUUCGCGCAACAGCAAUCACAGAAUGGUGGAUUGGAACAGUACCUGCAAGAACGACAGUCAUCGGAGAACAACAACCUUUCCCAGGAGACCGAUGUCAAUGGCUUCCAACAGUUUUUACAGCAACAGCAGCAGCGCAAUGUGACACAGGAGGAAGAAACAAAAGCCGAUGAGGAAGACAGUGACUUAGAUCCAUUCAACGACAACGACAGUACAGCAGCCAUGAUUCGCAAAGCAGAGGAAACAAUUCAGCAGGGAAAACAAAAGGGCGAUGGCACAAUUCAUCUUGACGAUGACACUGACAGCGACGUUGAUGAAUAG